AUGGACUUCAUAAAUGAAAGAAUUCAGACUGGUGAUACAUUUAUUGAUCACAAAAAAACUGUUGCUAGAAACCUAAGCUUUGUGUUAAAAAAUAUAAAGGAAAAACCUCAUGCACUCUAUUAUCAAGAUGAGUCACAAAGAUUACAUAAGAAUAUUAAUGGAACAGAACAGAAAAAGUACAGCAAUUCAUCUAUACAAAUUUCCACAUUUACAACAUCGACAGAUUUUACAAGUACAUUCUUUGAUUUGCUUUAUGAUGAGAAUGUAUCAAUGGCUGACACUACUUUGGCUCCUGAAACUUCUUUCAAUGAAUCAGAGUCUGACAAUGUGACUGAUAUCACAUUCUUUGACAUAAAGACAACACCUAAACCAACUGAAACUCCAAAGAAAAAUGUGAAUGCAAAUAAUUGUGCAUCACUACCAAUAACAGUGAGUAAUAGUUACUGUAGCGGCAAAAAACCAAUUAAAUUUUUAACAAAUGAGUACAUCAAAUGUUAUGUAAAAAUCAAGGAUCUUCACUUUUUAUAUGCUUUACAACUCUCCACUGAAUCAAAUGUAAUAAGUCCAACAGAAAUGACAACAAACAGUACAGUUUUGAACUGUUCUACAUUCCACUGUAUCAAUUGGACUGUUCUUGUUUGUAACGACAAUGAUUGCAUUACAUUUAAUAAAAGUUUACAUGAACCAUCAUGUUCAGAGAGUCAUUGUGAUAAUAUAGGAGUAAAAGUAGAAUACAUAAUUUAUUGUAAUGAUUCUGUUAUAACAAGAGCAAUACUGAAACUCUAUAUUAAACAAGUUUCUAUGGACAUUGGUUUCAUUUCACAAGAAGUUAAAGUUAAUUUCUACAUGGGAAAUGAUUCUAUUGACAACAUUGUUACAUAUAGUGGAAAUCCAGGCUACUUAAAAAAAUUACCAAUUAUUGUAUCUUAUUGUGAGAGCAAUCAUACAAAACAUUUUUACAAUCGUACACAUGGAAAAAGUUAUAAUCUUUUGCUUCCUUAUAACCAAAAUGGUAAAUGUAUUAUCACGAACAUAACACAUAAUAUUGUAAAUUUUGGUGUUAACACAAGACUGAAAUGUCGGAUAAAAUUAACAAAACUUAAUGCAAUAUACAAAACGGAUGGGUGUUUAAAAAUUCAAACGGAAAUUUUGGAUUUGUUACGACUAAAUCAUGAUAUAUUUAUCUCGCCCUAUGGAAAUCCAAAUAACCUCAGUGAUAGUAAAUGGGUACGUCUUGAGAGAUUUAAUAAAAGUAAUAUAUACGGUGAAUACAGUUCAAAGAAAUUCCAGCUGCAAUGCUACAACUUAAUGACACGAUUUGCUUAUAUCUUCACAUACGCCGACAUAGGCGUCAGCAAAGAAGAAAUUAAAAUUUUGCGUGCAAUAGUUAAAGGCACGACGAAGAAUAUUACGUUUAACGUCAAUGAUUUGUCGACGGUCAUAACAGUGGAUACUAAUUUCUUAGACGCUAAUACGCGUAGUUAUGUUGGAGCAUCUUCCAGUUUUGAUUUGUCUAAGAAUUUAUUUUUUCCAUUUCAUAAUGGCAGUAGUGAGUUUAAACGUCAUACCUUAUUUUUAUAUUUAUGUACAAUUUUGUUCUUAAGCAAAUAA
Molecule: messenger RNA, 1611 nt
Organism: Vanessa tameamea
Lineage: Eukaryota; Metazoa; Arthropoda; Insecta; Lepidoptera; Nymphalidae
Exons: 3
Coding region: 1-1611 (536 amino acids)
Biological process (GO): cilium assembly
Cellular component (GO): ciliary transition zone
Source: RefSeq, a predicted model, not a curated record